Messenger RNA from Saccostrea cuccullata (small rock oyster), 1904 nucleotides. RefSeq lists its product as uncharacterized. The annotation marks the transcript as partial. NCBI's taxonomy places the organism in Eukaryota, Metazoa, Mollusca, Bivalvia, Ostreida, Ostreidae. The record is from RefSeq and is a predicted model, not a curated record. The transcript has 6 exons.
ACUAACUGGAUCCCAAGCUACAGCAAACACGAAAACGGAAAUCCUUAUCAUGCUUACGGGGAUGCUUAUUUUUAUGACACAGAAAAAGUGCCACCGACGCUAGAUCCGCCACCCUAUGGAGAGGUGCCCAAUGGUGGCCAUUCCACAGCAUCAGACACAAAUGCCCUAACUGAGGCUCAGAAGGCAAAACGAAAUAGACACACGAUUGGUUUUAUCUUUUUUGGAAUUCUUCUAAUUGGAGCUGCGGCGGCAGCCACUGCGUUAAUCAUUCACUACGUUUUUAUAACAGAGCAUGAGCGGAUUACUGACCAUAAACUGAAUCUUAUAAACAACACUACCAGAGCAGAUCUAAUUGAAGAAAACAUAGAUAAUAUUUCCAUUGAUGAUUUGGGUAAAAUUGGAACUAAAUUGACAACAGUUUCACCAUCGAAAGACGGAUCCGGAAGUAACGUGAAAAUAGACGUUUCAGAACCGGAAACUUUUUCCGUCCCAGUUUCAACCAAAUCUCCGAUUAAAACAGACGAUGGAACUACAGAAUCGUCACCUCUCACGACAGUAACAGCUGCACCAAAGAAAGUGGAGUUUCCGGAUUACACAUAUGAAAUUGGACUUCCUGGUAAACUGCGUUGUAGAAUAAACCGGGUCCGGAUGUGGGAUGCCAUUACUAUUAACGGAACCAAAGACGUGGUAGGGCAAAAUACACCAUUGUCCUUUAAGUUGCUAAGCAGCAAUGAAACAUGUUUAGAAGGAAAUGACAGUCGCAUCACAACAGAAUUUGAUAUCAAACGGACCAGAAGUGCAUCGGCAAAAUAUGAUGAUAUAGAAAUGACCGUUCACCUUAGCGAAAUCAAGUGCGAAGAUAUGGGUGAUUACGAAUGCUGGGUGGAUGGUCCAACUGUAUAUAAAGUAACGAACUCAGUAACGGUCAAACGAUAUCCAAAAAGCAGACCUACAUUAAAAAUACCUUAUGCUAUCAUCGAGAAUGAGCCGAUUUCUAUCAAGGGUUUUUGGAACAGCGGGUUUCCAGAUAGUUAUGGCGAAUUAGAAUGGUAUAUACUGAAACCAGGAGCAGACGAACAUCCAUGGACUGAUGUUAAAAACACUGUCAACACCAAAAACUGCGAUAACGAGGCUGCCAGCAUAAUCAAUCUACCAAUCACAUUAGAAAUGAAUCAAACGAAAAUUAAACUACAGCCUUACUUUUAUCCACAGUUCAGUAAGGAGAAGCAAAGACGUAAGAUAGAGCAUGUUACAGAGGAAAUUCUGGUAGUUCCUGCAAAUUUCUGCGAAGGAAAGAAGAAGGAUAAGAACAUUAUUCAUCCCUAUACUUGUAAACUCUUCAUUAUAUGUACAGAUAGAAUUAAUAUUUACGAAUGUCCAAAAGAAACCACGUGCUUCGAUGAGGCAAAGGGGACUUGUGAGUAGGAAUGGGAGUUAUUUACAAACGAUAAACAGAUCUUGGACGACUUGGUAAUUCCUGAAGGAGAAGGGGUCUGUCUAGAAGGAAAUCGUGCUUACCAAAAUAUCCUGAAACAUACAUUUAGUAAGAGUAUUUGCAAUAUACAUGUAUUCAAAUGUUGAGCAAAAGUGAAAUUGAGCUAAAAGUCAUGAAACAAAAUUCAGGAGAUGAAAUCGAGAAAUCCAGCGAAGUGGAGCCAGGAAUCAAGUCAUUACGUACUGUCAAAAGAAAAUGUCUCAUUUUUUAAAGGAACUUAAAAUGAAGUCAUGCAUAUACUUUGAUUUUAGUCUUAGUCUAUCCCAAAAUAUUGUUUGCUUGUCCUCUCCCGAUCGACUGACUGGCGACUAAAAAUGGCCCAGAUCAGAUGUUUUUACCUCCAGGAAUCCUAUGUUUUCCGUAAAUGGGUUGUGAGAAUACAGCUAUGAUGUUAAAUUUUUUUGGGGUG